CGGUUUAACUGAGAAUUCUGAUCAUUUUAGAUCCGCAGUGUGGCCGUGCCAUGGACGGGGAUCCAGUGACUCUUUCCUCGACUUCGAGGUUGCGCCCAUGGCACCGUUGGGCCUUUCUGUUCUGCCUGGGUGCCCUGGCCCAUCCUGGCCUCGGCUUCCUGCCGUUUGGUGCCAUGGAGCUGGCGCCGGCGCCGGUGGCGCCCCAGGUCCGCGUGGGGCCCUCGGUGCUGGCGGGCGACCUGGCGAUGUUGGCCACGGAGACGCGAAGGGCGCUGAGAGCCGGGGCGGAUUUCGUGCAUUUGGACGUCUUUGAUGGCAACUGGAUCAAGGGAGCCUUCACCUUCGGUCCCAUGGUCGUGAGGGCCCUGCGGCGUCACGAACCCAAAGCCUACCUGGACGUCCACCUCUGUGUGACGCAACCCGCCCAGUACCUGGACGAACUGGCCAAAGCAGGUGCCAGUCGGGUGCUGCUCCACUUCGAGGCCUUGGACCGUUCCCCCGCCGUGGCCAAGGCCGCAGCCCAGCUGGCGCACCAGCUGGGGAUGGAGGUGGGAUUGGCGCUGGCGCCGCAGACUCACUUGGAUUCCGAUGUUUUGGAGGCUGCGGAGAGUUUCGAUGCCGUGCUGGCCAUGACAGUGACACCAGGCUUUGGGGGACAAGCUUUCAUGCACGAGGUUUUGCCGAAGGUACACCAACUGCGAGAAGCCUUUCCCCACAAAUCCCUGGAGGUGGAUGGUGGCAUCACGGUGCGCACCGCCGCGCUGGCGGCGGCGGCCGGAGCCAAUGAGGCCGUGGCAGGCACGGCGGUCUUCGGCGCCAAAGAUUUGCGCAGGGCCAUCAGGGAUCUUCGAAAGAGCCUAGAGCGAAGUUGAAAA
This is a messenger RNA of Cladocopium goreaui, 875 nucleotides long. Lineage: Eukaryota; Dinophyceae; Suessiales; Symbiodiniaceae. The record is from the annotation of a GenBank genome assembly.